UUUCACAAUCGUCGGGCAACCACAUCAAGCCGUUGAAAUUUCUUGGGCCCAUACUUUAGAGUAAGAAAAAAAUAAAAAGGAAAAUAGUAGGUAGAGCCAGGGCGCCUUGUGACUGAAAGGCUGAUCACCCAGUGGAGGCCAAGUCACUGACAUUUGACACAUGUCGGCCUUUGCCGAGCUUCUUUUUCUUGAGAUUCUUUACUUCGUCUCGAAUGAGUUGGAGUCGCGGAGCAAGCAACAAUUCAGGCAAUCAUGGUAUCCAAGGCGAGUGACUCUUCCUCUAAAUCCAGAAAAUCACAUGGAGAAAACUCUGGUGACGGCAUAGGAAAUUUGACACAUAAGUUAAAUCAGCUUAAAAAGCAAAUUCAAUCAGAAAGAACUGCUUCAAUAAAGGAAAAAGUUGAGAGGAACAGGAAGAAGCUAGAGAGUUACAUUUCAGAGAUUUUGUCGGCUACAUCAAGUAGGAAUGUUCUAUGUACAGAAGAGAAUGGAUUUGGUAAAAUGCUUUCUGCAAGAAUCAAAAUUCCUUUCUGUAAGUAUACUGGAUUUGCUCAAGGCUCAGGCGAUAGAGACUAUGCUAAUGCUCAUGAAGUUGUAUCUUCAACAAAUGCCAAGCUUCCAUAUAUUGAGAAGUUGCCACCAUAUACAACAUGGAUAUUUUUGGACAAAAAUCAGAGAAUGGCCGAAGACCAGUCUGUCGUGGGAAGGAGACAAAUAUACUAUGACCAACAUGGCAGUGAAGCCUUGAUCUGUAGUGACAGUGAGGAAGAUAUUGCAGAGCCUGAGGAAGAAAAACAUGAAUUUUCUGAGGGUGAAGAUCGUAUUUUAUGGACUAUUUCUCAAGAGUAUGGUCUAGGAGAGGAAAUUCUGCAAGCUGUCAGCCAGUUUAUUGGAGUCACCAUUUCUGAAAUCCAGGAACGGCAUGGCACACUCGCAGAGAAAUUCAGUGACCAAAACAUUAACGAUUUUGAGGAUUUUGGAUCUGAAAAGGGCAUAUCCUUGGACAAGAGCCUCAGUGCUGCUUUAGAUUCUUUUGAUAAUCUUUUUUGCCGCCGUUGUCUGUUAUUUGACUGCCGCCUUCAUGGCUGUUCUCAAACUCUAAUCAAUCCUAGUGAAAAGCUGCCUUAUUGGUCUGAAUAUGAAGAUGAUAGGAAGCCCUGUAGUGAUCAAUGUUACCUCUGGUUAAGAGCUGUCAAAGAUGUGCCAGAAGGUUCAGUUGGCAAUGCAUUGCAUGGAGAUAAGACUACAAAUUUAAAAGAGAAAGACCAGGCUGCAUCAUCUGAUGCCAAAGAGCCAAAUACAAAUGUUGGUACAGAUCUCAUGCAAGAUGAAAGAGGCAUCUCUGAAGAAGCAAGUCCUGUUACUUUAGAAGUUAUUUGUGGCUCUGAAGGUGCUGGUGAAGCUCAAAAUUUGGAGAUAUCUUUACCAAUAGAUAACCGUGAAAGUUCUGGAAAGCACAAGGCCUCCCAAGAAAGAAAUAGACCAUCCGAUGAUUCAGUACACUGUUCUGAUGGCAGCCAGGAUGCUGCAAGUAAGAAACAAAAGAGAGAAUUGGCUAUGGAUGUGGCUGCAGAGUCUUCUGAAGCUAUACCAAACAAAAGUACUAAAAGUUCCUAUGUUGGUGCACUUAAUGAAACUGAAGCUCAUAUUACAGACAAAAACACCCAAAAUGAAUCCAAUGAACAGGGAUUAGAAACUUUUACCCGUCCUGCUAGUGCUUCCUGUGAUAAGACUGAGGAUAACAUUGGCAAUGGAUCCAAAGGUGUUGCAGAGAUGCCUGAAUAUAAGUGGUCAUCUUCUGAAUGGAAACCUAUUGAGAGAGAACUGUAUUUGAAGGGAGUGGAGAUGUUUGGGAGAAACAGUUGCCUUAUAGCCAGGAACUUACUUUCUGGUUUGAGGACUUGCAUGGAGGUAUCAAGUUACAUGUGUGAUGGUGGAGCUUCAACACUUCAUAAGUCCACCAUGACAAGUUCUUUUUUGGAAGAAAAUGGGAAAUCCGAAACAGAUUAUAUGGAGCAAGAGAUGGCAACAAGACCACGAUUGCUUCGUAGAAGGGGUAGAACACGGAAGCUUAAAUAUUCUUGGAAAUCUGCUGGCCACCCAUCAAUUUGGAAAAGAAUCGCAGAUGGAAAAAGUCAGUCUUGCAAGCAAUAUACUCCGUGUGGCUGCCAAUCAAUGUGUGGAAAGCAAUGCCCUUGUCUGCACAAUGGAACUUGCUGCGAAAAGUAUUGUGGAUGCUCGAAGAGUUGCAAAAACCGGUUUAGGGGUUGCCACUGUGCAAAGAGUCAAUGCAGAAGCCGGCAGUGCCCAUGUUUUGCUGCUGGACGUGAAUGUGACCCAGAUGUUUGCCGAAAUUGUUGGGUUAGUUGUGGUGGGGAUUUGUUGGGUGAGCCACCAAAACGAGGAGAUGGUCAGUGUGGAAACAUGAGACUGCUUCUAAGGCAACAGCAGAGAAUCCUCUUGGCAAAGUCUGAUGUUGCUGGAUGGGGAGCCUUUCUAAAAAAUUCUGUCAACAAAAAUGAUUAUCUUGGAGAAUAUACUGGUGAAUUGAUCUCCCAUAGAGAAGCAGACAAACGUGGGAAAAUCUAUGAUCGUGCAAAUUCAUCGUUCCUUUUUGACUUGAAUGAUCAGUACGUCCUUGAUGCUUAUCGCAAAGGAGACAAAUUGAAAUUUGCAAACCACUCUUCCAGUCCAAAUUGCUAUGCCAAGGUAAUGUUGGUGGCAGGGGAUCAUCGAGUAGGCAUUUUUGCCAAGGAGCGCAUUGAAGCUAGUGAGGAGCUCUUUUAUGAUUAUCGAUAUGGACCAGAUCAAGCACCUGCAUGGGCUAGGAAACCUGAGGGUUCCAAGAGAGAUGAUGCAUCAGUCUCUCAAGGUAGAGCAAAGAAACACCAGUCUCACUGAUGCGCUGUUGACUGGUUUUUGUUUCUAUGUUACCUUCAGAUUUUUUCUAUCUUCGGCUGAGGAAAAGGAGAUUCUUCGUUAGCUAGAAUAUAGGAUAUUUCCACUAUGUGUGUAUAGUUGCAUAAGUGUAUUCCUAAAGAUACUAGGGUCUGGAAAUAACAUGGGAAUAAGGUUUUAGCUUUGAUUAUGCCAACAAGCUAGGUAUCUAACAAUAAAAUAUAGCAAUUGGUGAGAAAAAGCUUGUAUCUUAUUAAUGGAAGUAUAUUUUUAUGAUAGCUAUUUGCAUUUUUCCACGGUAUAUAGGCAUUUAGUUUUUUCUUUUUGAUAUUUGCAAAUUCAACGAGUCCUCUGUUGUUUCCACCUACAGCAAAAUAUAUCAUCCGUUAGAUUAAAUCCAGUUUUUCAUAAUCCUAUAACUAGAAGACAAACUUAUUAACAAAAUACCUCUUUGAAUUUGCCACAAUUUUUUCCCUGGUUCUUAAAUGUGGUGGAGGUUUUGGAUUGAAGGCCUCACUCCACAGAAACAAUAUUCUGAUCUUCCUGAAUAACUUGUUCGAUGGGAGCUCAUUCCUGAAUGGCAUGAGUACCCA
Messenger RNA from Durio zibethinus, 3491 nucleotides. Its product is annotated as histone-lysine N-methyltransferase EZA1-like. Lineage: Eukaryota; Viridiplantae; Streptophyta; Magnoliopsida; Malvales; Malvaceae. Gene Ontology annotation, molecular function: histone H3K27 methyltransferase activity; chromatin binding; protein binding. Gene Ontology annotation, cellular component: PcG protein complex; nucleus. The record is from RefSeq and is a predicted model, not a curated record. Gene Ontology annotation, biological process: heterochromatin formation.